AUGGCUGCCCGCGAAGUCGAACGAUACAAUAAGGCGGUCAGGAGGAACAUCAGCUCCUUGCUGACGAAAUGCGAAAAUUACAGCAGUCUAGGGGGCAUCGAACUCGCUCUGUACAUCUCCUUCCCCCAAAAUGGAGGCUUCGUUUCAUACGAGUCGGCCAACCUCAACUGGCGCCAAGAUAUUGAAGCCAAGGAGCUAAGCGGCGUCUUAGAGAGCACGCGCGAGGUCCUCUUCCAGAAUAGCCAGCGGCUCGCCAUCCGGCUAGAGGCCCGGCUAGAGGGGAUUCAGGACGUCCUCAAUGCCCUCCUCCAGGGCAGGGUCCCUAUCACUACCGGCUACUUCGGAGCCGGGCCAGCAGUCGCGCUGGCGCCGGCGCCGGCGCCCUCGACAGCUCCUACCUUGAAUUUCAAUACGGCCCUGGCCCCGGCCCCAGAGCCUCUGGUACCAGGUAUGCCCGUCGUUACAGCCCUGGCUAGGGUCUUUACGGUGGGGGACGUCUGGAUGGAGUGGGAGGAAGGGAUUGCAGGCCAGCCGGCCGUACGGGUGCUGGAAGAGACGUGGGGAAGCCGAUGGCGCCCGGGGAACGGGGUCAAGGUGCAGUUCUGUCGCCGGAAGGUGAUCUGGGACGAGCUCUUGGCCCGUACGGCGUCCGGUAAGAGCAAGGAGGAGGCCGUUGUAGAGCUAGAGCUCUUACGCGCCGGCCGGAGCUUGAACCGGCUCGUCGACGAGCUCAAAAAGCGCCGGCAACGGGGCCAGGGUCAGGGCCAGAUACGGGUACAGGUAGGGACCCCCGUGCCCGAUGACCCAGGCCCAGGCCAGGGACCAGGUCCGACUCGGGGCCAGGGCCAUCGGGGGCGCUGGACCCGGCUAGGGAGGAGGCGAACCGCCCCUCGUCGACGGUAA
Molecule: messenger RNA, 903 nt
Organism: Verticillium dahliae VdLs.17
Lineage: Eukaryota; Fungi; Ascomycota; Sordariomycetes; Glomerellales; Plectosphaerellaceae
Exons: 2
Coding region: 1-903 (300 amino acids)
Biological process (GO): positive regulation of ribosomal protein gene transcription by RNA polymerase II
Molecular function (GO): RNA polymerase II cis-regulatory region sequence-specific DNA binding; DNA-binding transcription factor activity, RNA polymerase II-specific
Source: RefSeq, a predicted model, not a curated record